Sipha flava (yellow sugarcane aphid) is the source of this 1614-nucleotide messenger RNA. RefSeq lists its product as uncharacterized. The transcript is spliced from 7 exons. The coding region runs from base 722 to 1522 and encodes 266 amino acids. The record is from RefSeq and is a predicted model, not a curated record. Lineage: Eukaryota; Metazoa; Arthropoda; Insecta; Hemiptera; Aphididae.
UUGUAUGUUUUACGCCCAUAAGGCGUGAAUAUUAUUAUUAUUUAUUUAACAAGGGCCCCCGCAUUAUUAUUACAUUUUAUUUUGUACUAAUAUGGUUAAUUAUUUAUUGUAACAUUAUUACGUACCCGAACUCGGGCGCAUCAUCAUAUAUCUGGUUUUUAUUUAUUUAUAUAUAAUUUGAACAGUGAUAAUUAUUAUCUGGUCCUUUAUUACGCGAGUCAAAGCUACCGACCACCAUACUCGUAGGAGUGGUUUUGGCGCAAACAUUAAUUGUUAACAAAAGAACCAAAUGGAUGACCUUAUUUUUUAAUUUUUUUCUAAUUUAUUAUGUCAAAAAUCCUAAUAAGGUCAAACAUGUACAAUAAUUAUCGUAGUACCUAAGCUGUAGAAAUAUUAAAUACAGUAAAAGUUAAUCAAAAUAUUAAAACAGUCACAUUGAAUAUAAAAUAUAACCUGGCUCAAAUGAAAAAUUGUGUCUUGAAUAAAUUGUCAUGGAUUUUGUAUAGUGUAGUUGAUUUUUGACGCAUAUAAAUUAUUCUAGCAACUCGAACUAUUCAGUUUUUUUGAACAAUUUUUUACCGAUAUAAUAUCAAAUUUGUUAAGGUUUUUAUAUUUUGAACCAACAAAUUACCGUGUGAUAUAAAUACGAGAUAUUUAGCAAAUUUUGAGUAUAUUUCGAGUAGUAAUAGCUUAAAUAGGAAACACAAAUGAACAAAUAAGUAUGCCAGAACUAUCAGCAGUGAAGAAUGAGACAAGAGUAAGAAGUAAGGGAUGGUUCAACUGGCUUAAAAUAUGGAAUAUAAAUAACAAUGACAGACAUGAAAAAAGGGAUAGCAAAAACGAAUUCGUCAUAGAUGCUCCCAGAAGGGAUACAAAAUUGAAAAUGUUCAAUGCUUCUAGAGAAACAAUGAUGAUAUCACUUGACCCUGACGAAGACUACAAUACCAUGAGCCGGAAUUUUGCAGGUGGAGACAAAUUACGGAAAUGGUCUCCAGAUAACAGAAUUCAACAGUACUCUAUUAUACACUGCAAUUUCAUGCGCCUGAACAAAUAUAACAUCGACGCUCAGACAAAAAUGGAAAACGAUGUCUCUCGACCGGUUAACUUAGACGAACAAAAUAUGACGGAUAUUCAGAUAUCCCAAGAGCAAUGCGCUAAUAUGGACCGAGAUGAACCCUCCAAAUAUAGUGUGAAUGUGUAUUCAGAAGUCAAUAGCGAAACAAUUCUAUUAGACGACGUCAACACUAAGCUUGACCAGAAAACAAUGUGUAUCGAUUUAAAAAAGGCAAUGGAAGUUAUGAUCAAGCUGAAGGAAGAAAAUUGGAUUUUGGCUACAGAAUUGACUGCUAUGAAAGAAAGCUAUAAUUCAAUGGAGAAAAAUAUGAAUUCGAUUAAAGAAACUUAUACAGUGAUGGUACAGAAACAAGAAGCACAAAAUUGCAUUUUGGCUACAAAAUUGGCUGCUAUAAAAGAAAGCAAUAAUUUAAUGGAGAAAAAUAUGACUUUGAUUAAAGGCGAAUAAUAUAAUAAAAAACAUAAAACUAUUGGAAGAUGAUGUAUAUUAUUUUUGUUUCAAUAUUUAGAAGUGAAUAAACAAAACCUAAAGGUGCAAAA